Messenger RNA from Soboliphyme baturini, 1689 nucleotides. Lineage: Eukaryota; Metazoa; Nematoda; Enoplea; Dioctophymatida; Soboliphymatidae. The record is from the annotation of a GenBank genome assembly.
AUGCCGAUGGUAGUGGAUUAUCUGAAGGAGCUCUUCACCCUUGAACUCUUCCACGACGUUGUCGCUUUGGGCUCCUUUGUUUCCACCAUCUGCGAGAAAGAUGAAUCGUUUUUGAAUGCUCGUCAAAAAUACGAAGCUCUAGUUUAUCAAGGACGAGCUCUGUACGCUUUGGGUCAGUACAAGAUGGCGGAGACUGUACUCUCCGCAGCAUUGGCUCUCUGCGCAACGUUCGAGAAGCGCUCAGACGAGUUGGGCUUCUUCGCAGAGAGCGAAACGAUCUAUUACGUUCACUUGUCGUUAGUUAAACAGCAAAAAUACAUGGAAGCUAUUGAUAUCCUUGAAGAAAUUCCGAAAAAGCGGCGGAGCCCGAAAGUGAAAUGCGCACUGGCAUCUUUAUACAAACGGUUCAACAUGUCCAAACUUUCUGCAGAGUGCUACAUGGAUUUGAUAGGUCUGGUUAUUCAUCGCCGUCUGAACAUCAUCGUUAUUAUAGAUUCCUGUCCAUUCGCCAUCGGUUCACUGCAAGAUUUGCUCAGUAUUGAAACGUCCGAGGAGUCGUUGCGUUCUCUGAUCUCUCAAAACACUGUGCGGAACGCGAAUCUGGUGGAUGUUAGUGAAAGCCUCGGCGGCGAGUGGUUCAACAUCUGGGUGAACGCGUUGGCUUUCACGUCUGUUCACAACUACGCCUCGGCACUGAAUCUCUUACAGCAGCUCGAUAAAAGGAGCGUCAUUGCCGGUUCUCCGCCGUUGCUCUAUCAACUGUCCGUUGUGUAUUAUAACAUGGGUGAAACAACGCUUGCGACCACGGCCCUGCAACGUUUGCAUGCCAUCGAGCCACUGCAGUUGGCGGGGAUGGAUACGUUGGCUUUAUUGUUGCAUUCUGUCGAGCGCUCGUUGGAAUUGGAAUCACUGGCGUCUGAUUUGCUCGAUGCGUCCCCUGACGCUCCCGAAACGUUGGUAGCCAUGGGAUAUCUGUGUCUAAGUUUGAAACGGCCUGCCAGGGCGCUCUACUUCGCUCAACGAACGUGCGAAGUUACUAACCCCCCAUGCGCCAGCAGUAUGUUGCUCAAAGGGCAGGUGUUGAUCGAAAGCGAAAAGUGGAAUGAAGCCAUCAGCGUGUUUCACCAAGCUCUGUUACUCAAUCCAUGCAGGUAUGAAUUUUAUGAUCGUUUGGUGUUUUGCCAGUUGAAAAGUCAGCAGUACCCCGAGGCCAAGGGUACCGCUUCUGCAUGCCUCAAGCUGCUUGGACAAACCGCUAGGCCGCUUACCCUCUACGGUUCUGUGUUGCUCGAAAAGGAGUCUGGGCUGAAAGAAGCUCAGCGUUAUUUGGAGAAAGCCGUGUCAAUGUCACCUCAUCCGUUAAAUGCCGUCUAUUUGUUGGCGAAUGCCUAUGAGAAACAAGGUCUGUUCGAAAACGCGAUUAAUCUGCUUCAGAACCAGACAAACGUUGAAUCGAGCUGUGCGCUUUAUGAACAACUUGGUGACUUGUUCAGCAGGUGCGCCAAUACUUCUGAAGCGAUUGAUAGCUAUCAGUUUGCACUCACUCUUGAACCAAACAACAGUGCUGUAGCUUCGAAACUUAAUGCGCUGAUUGAAGUUCCUUCAUCAAGUGCAGCUGCUGAUUCCAAUUUGGUUGCCGGUUCAUCGACCAAUGCUCAGUCUUUGCAGACGACUCCUGAUUCUACAUAA